Molecule: messenger RNA, 3269 nt
Organism: Orussus abietinus
Lineage: Eukaryota; Metazoa; Arthropoda; Insecta; Hymenoptera; Orussidae
Gene: P5CS
Product: delta-1-pyrroline-5-carboxylate synthase
Exons: 6
Coding region: 157-2526 (789 amino acids)
Cellular component (GO): cytoplasm; mitochondrion
Molecular function (GO): glutamate 5-kinase activity; ATP binding; glutamate-5-semialdehyde dehydrogenase (NADP+) activity
Source: RefSeq, a predicted model, not a curated record
GACAUUUCUGGAGGAGCGAUCAGUGUGUCGUUGACCACCGACUCGCUCGCUUCGGAAGUUGACUCCUCAGGAAGGAGGCUCGUCUUCGGGAGUUCCCCCCGGAGUGCCACUUCUUCGGCAACUUCUUCGGGUACUUCGUCAAAGUACUCCGGGAACAUGUACUACCUCGGGUUGGCCCUCGGAGAGGCUAGGCCGAACCUCAUGUUGGGUCUCUACCGACAGAUGAGGUUCGCCUCGUCCUCUACGGUCCUACCUCUUCAGCAUCUACAACCGGCAAGAGACUCCCGCCGAGCUCUGCAGACCGCCAACAGGCCACGCAGGUCGACGUUCACCGAGAGGAACCAAUUAAAGUACGCAAGAAGACUCGUGGUGAAGUUGGGAAGCGCAGUGAUAACGCGAGAAGAUGAGCACGGCCUCGCCCUGGGAAGACUCGCCUCCAUCGUCGAGCAGGUCGCCGAAUGCCAAAACGAGGGUAGAGAAUGCAUCAUGGUGACCAGUGGAGCGGUGGCUUUUGGCAAGCAAAAGCUCACCCAGGAGCUCCUCAUGUCUCUUUCCAUGAGGGAGACCCUGAGUCCUGCAGAUCACACCAGAGAGCACGCAGGGACUCUGUUGGAGCCCAGAGCAGCCGCAGCAGUGGGCCAAUCGGGUCUGAUGUCGCUCUACGACGCCAUGUUCGCGCAAUAUGGCGUCAAGCUGGCGCAGGUGUUGGUGACGAAGCCGGACUUCUACAACGAGGAGACCAGGAAGAACCUCUUCAGCACUUUGAGCGAGCUGAUAAGCCUGAACAUCGUCCCUAUCAUCAACACCAACGACGCGGUGUCGCCACCUCCACAGGCAGACGAAGAAGUGGCCGGAGGUGGAGGUCGACGAGGGAUUUCGAUCAAGGACAACGACUCCUUGGCCGCCAUGUUGGCUGCCGAGGUGCAGGCCGACCUGCUGAUCCUGAUGAGCGACGUAGACGGGAUCUACAACCUGCCACCCUGGCAAGAUGGAGCGAAACUGUUGCACACCUUCAGCCAGGACCUGGGGGGCGCCAUCAAGUUCGGGGAGAAGUCCAAGGUCGGCACCGGUGGCAUGGACUCCAAGGUGCAUUCGGCUCUCUGGGCUUUGGAGAGGGGCGUCUCGGUGGUCAUCUGCAACGGCAUGCAGGAUAAAGCCAUCAAGAGCAUCCUGGGGGGGCGGAAGAUCGGCACCUUCUUCACGGAGACCGCCAGCUCCUCGGCGCCGGUCGAGGUCGUCGCUGAAAACGCCCGCGUGGGAGGCAGAGUCCUGCAAUCCCUGCGUCCUGAGGACCGAGCCAACUGCAUCAACACCCUGGCCGACCUUUUGCAUUCGAAGCAAUCCGACAUCCUGGAGGCGAACAGGAAGGACCUCGAGGAGGCCCAGAAAUCCGGACUAGCGAAGGCGCUGCUCUCCAGGUUAUCGUUGACCCCGUCGAAGCUGAAGUCCCUGAGUGCAGGACUCCGUCAGAUCGCAGACAGCUCCCUAACGAACGUGGGUAGGGUCCUUCGAAGGACCAAAUUGGCAGACAGUCUGGAGCUCAGGCAGAUCACGGUGCCGAUUGGAGUCCUGCUGGUCAUCUUCGAGUCCAGGCCGGAUAGCUUGCCCCAGGUCGCCGCCUUGGCCAUGUCCAGCGCCAAUGGACUCCUUCUGAAGGGAGGAAAGGAAGCUGCCCACAGCAACAGGUGUCUGAUGGACCUGGUCCAGGAGGCGCUGACCAGCGUCGGGGCGUCCAACGCCAUCUCCUUGGUCUCCACCAGGGAGGAGAUCGGCGACCUCCUCUCCAUGGAGAAGCACAUCGACCUUAUCAUCCCCAGAGGCAGCUCCGAGCUGGUCCGCAGCAUCCAGGAGCAGUCCAAACACAUCCCUGUCCUGGGACAUGCCGAGGGCAUCUGCCAUGUCUUCGUUGAUAAGGAUGCCGACCUCACCAAGGCUCUUAAGAUCGUCAGGGACUCCAAGUGCGAUUAUCCUGCUGCUUGCAAUGCCAUGGAGACUCUGCUCAUCCACGAGAGCCAUAUGCAGGGCUCUUUCUUCACCGAUGUCUGCAACAUGCUGCAGAAGGAAGGGGUCAAGAUCAAUGCUGGACCUAGACUCCGUCAGCAGCUCACCUUCGGCCCACCUGCGGCGAAGAGCAUGAAGACCGAGUACGGCUCCCUGGAGUGCACCAUCGAGCUGGUGCCCGACCUCGACGAUGCCAUCGGUCACAUCCACAAGUACGGAAGCGGACACACCGACGUAAUCGUCACCGAGGACGAACGUAGGGCCGGACAUUUCCAGAGGGAGGUCGACAGUGCUUGCGUCUUCCACAACGCCAGCACUCGAUUCGCUGAUGGAUAUCGCUUCGGACUCGGUGCCGAGGUCGGCAUCUCCACCGCUCGCAUCCACGCCCGAGGUCCUGUCGGAGUCGACGGCCUCCUGACGACAAAGUGGGUCCUGACCGGAAAUGGACACGCAGCUUCCGACUUUGCAGAAGGAGGACCCUGCUCCUUCGUUCACGAGACCUUGCCCAUCGAAAGCUCCGCAUGAAAUUCAGACAACGACCCGACGAGGCCUCUUCAAGGCUUCACCCUGGUGCAGAGCGCAAGGACCUUGCGCGCUGCAGCGGCGAAGAAGAAGCUUUUCAAUCUUCUAAAAAAAUGGACAGAAGCGAGGUCGAGGUUCUCCCGAAUCUCGUCUCGAUUUCCGAGAUUCGCCUCGCUCUCGACCUCGCUACGAAAAUUAAUUCGAACCUUCAAGGAACGUGGUCGAUAAACUGGAAAAAAGCUUCGUAGAGAAGCGGCAGAGAAUUCCGUAGAACGCUAAUCCCCCCACGGUGCGGGGAAUUGUUUAUAACAAAAAGAUGCGUAAAAACGGUCGGCGGGACAAGCCGGGCUAAAAAAGUGCGUAAAAGUCCCCGAAAUAUAGCACAUUAAAUUAUCCGGCAGGACAGAGGGCCAUUCUUCACAACGCGCUUAAACGAAGAUGCACCAUCCAGUGCAAUUGCAACAAAUGCAUACACGGGGUGCAACAAAAGCCCGGACAAAUUAUUAAAAAAAGAUGAGUAGAAAAAAAAAAGAAGUCGCCCCCGAGUGGUUUCGAUCCGACUCCCCCUUAAUCCAUCACGGACGUCGGCGACGGCUAACAAUCCUUUUUUCCGAUUUUUCAUUUCCAGUUUAUUUUUAAUAACCGCAAGAGAUGAAGGAGAAGACUGUACGCGUUGUUUAGAAGCUACUCUGGAUUUGAUAUUAAUUUUUACAGGCGGGAUUGCAAUUAUAUGUAGAUGCAUUGAG